AUGAAUGGUGCGGGUGAGACAACUUCAGGUAACAAUAAUGUUGCCACAAACACCACGACAGCGACGAUAGCGGCACCUAGGCGAAAUGGACCCAUGCCGAAUUUUGUGCAGGUUGCAAAAAGCUACGUCUUCGAGCAAGAGAUCCAACAGUGUUUGAAGGACAACGGUGUCACCCAGGCUAGAGAGGACAACAUCAGACUCGCUGGAGUGCAGUGGAUUGAAAACGUCCGACGAGCGCUCAAGCUACCAGUUAGGACCUUCAACACAGCGGUUGUCUACUAUCAUAAAUUUCGACUCCAGCAUUCUGAUGGAGAGUACGAUUUUGUGCAUGCUGCCGCCGCCGCUCUAUUUUCUGCGUGCAAGGUUGAAGACACACUCAAGAAGUCACGAGAUAUUCUUUGCGCCUCCCACAACCUGAAAGCUGGCCGGCAUGAGCAACUAUCUCCCGAUGACCAAGUCUUUGAGCACCAAUCUCGAGCCAUCAUCGGCCUAGAACGUCUCAUGUUAGAAGCAUCAGGCUUUGACUUUCGGAGCCGUCAUCCUCAAGAUCUCCUCAUUAAACUAGCCAAAUUCUACAAAUUCGAAAAGACCUCCCAGGUCCUCAAGACAGCUUAUGCCAUAUGUCUGGACCUCUACCGAACAUUUGCGCCUCUAAAACAACAGACGGCUACACUUGCAUUUGCAUGUUUGGAGCUUGCAGGAAGACUGCUAGGGGAGGAAAAUCACGACAUCUGGUCUGGCAGGGACUACUCCAGUUGGAGGAUUAAUCGGGCACAGGUCAUGGAAACGCUCCUCGAUCUUCUCGAACUGUACACCCACCACCGAAACCAGACCGCCAUCGGACCUGAAUUCUCCGUCGACACAUUCCUCGAGGUCCGCAUUCCCCUCAACCAAGAGUCGGAAGAGCGACGCCUCCCGCGCUUUACCGAGUGGCUCAAGACCCCCAACGAGAAAAACAUCCAGGGACACGGCCACGGUGGACUCAACGGCACCGCCAACGGUUCACAUUCGCGGUCAUCUAGUAAAAACGUCAGUCCCAAGGAUAUAACGAGCCCGAGCACGAAUUCCAGCUCGGGCGUCGGAAGCGGUAGUACCGCUGCCACGAGCGUCCCUGGGGGGAGGCCAAGGAUCGGUGAGAGAGGUCGUGAAGGGACUAUCCGCUUCAUUCUUAAUCCUGAUCGCGAGAUGGAGGAGAGGGAGGUCGUGGAGACUUUCCGCAGAUUGUGA
Exophiala aquamarina CBS 119918 is the source of this 1227-nucleotide messenger RNA. RefSeq lists its product as uncharacterized. The record is from RefSeq and is a predicted model, not a curated record. The transcript has 5 exons. Lineage: Eukaryota; Fungi; Ascomycota; Eurotiomycetes; Chaetothyriales; Herpotrichiellaceae. Gene Ontology annotation, cellular component: nucleus; cyclin/CDK positive transcription elongation factor complex. Gene Ontology annotation, biological process: regulation of transcription by RNA polymerase II; positive regulation of DNA-templated transcription, elongation. The coding region runs from base 1 to 1227 and encodes 408 amino acids. Gene Ontology annotation, molecular function: cyclin-dependent protein serine/threonine kinase activator activity.